Messenger RNA from Zygosaccharomyces rouxii, 975 nucleotides. It is a transcript of the gene NDJ1, whose product is annotated as Ndj1p. The coding region runs from base 1 to 975 and encodes 324 amino acids. The transcript has a single exon. NCBI's taxonomy places the organism in Eukaryota, Fungi, Ascomycota, Saccharomycetes, Saccharomycetales, Saccharomycetaceae. The record is from RefSeq and is a predicted model, not a curated record.
AUGUCUGAUUCUGAAGUCAAACCUGAGUUUUCGAGUCUCCUGUUAGUUUCCAGUGCACGGUCUACUACAUUGCCAAUUAAGGCGCCAACACCAGUUUUCCCGCCGAGCCAAUUUGUCGAUACUAUAAGGGAUAGAAGGGUGGCAUUAUGUCCCAGUAGCUGUUUUCUAUUAUACAGCUUAAACUCUGCUAAACUGACUUUUGACACCAGCCAAACAAGUGAAGUACCAUUCGAAUUGUUUAAAGAAUGUUAUCAUAAGAACAAGUCAAGAUUUGAUCUCAGCAAGUAUUUUGAAGUUGAUAAGAUGGACGUACCUUUAGAUCAAGAGCUUACUUUUGAAGGUACCACCAUCAGCGAAACUUCUAAGGAAGAGGUAUCUGUCUUGCCGCUGAUCCUGAAAUAUCAUAGGACUACAGCAAAUUUAAACACUGAAAAACACCUAAUGGCACAUCUGACCAAAUUGAAAGCCUUGUUUAAAAGGUUUGUUGAUCGAAAAGUGUCUAACCUUUAUAUCAAUUGGCUCAAGCUGAUAGAAUCAUACGUGGAACUCGUGUUUCGAGACCUGCUAGUUAAGUGGUGUCAGUGGUUACAUACGGUAAGGGCAAUGGGUCAUCGUCGUAGCGUGCAAACUGUGCUACGCAUGUGGUUAAAUCGUCUUUGUAAACAGUUUUGGUCCAGGUACUUUGUAUUUGAAAAUGGGCAGAAAAAUUCGGUAAACGACAUGGGACGUCGUUUGAUUCGGUUUGCACAGGCAAGUGAAUGGAACUUAGAUGGUACAAGUGCAAGCUAUGGAGUUUGGAUAGAUUCCAAAAAUGGUAUAAUUCUUUUUGCAAGUGGGUUAGUCUUUGAGCAAGUACAGGUUUGUCCCAUGUAUGGAACGUGUAUUGACCAAAUUGCACCAGAGGCAAUUACUACGAAGUUGCUAUUUUAUGUAAACGUAGCAAUUAUUGAGUGUUUUGUGAAUGAAAUAUCAUGA